GAGAAAGCAGAUUGCAGUGCCCAGAAAGCAUUUUCCAGAAAUCCUUGCAACUGAUAGUACUUCCAACUCUCCAUUUUUCCAGAAAUUCUCUCUCUUUACAAUAAAACAAACAUUUUUCUCUGCACAACCCUAACUAAUUCACUUUACUCGGCUUUUUCUAUGUUAAAAGAAAGGGAUAGAAAGAGAGAGAGAGAUAGGAAAGAAAAGGAAAAAUGGGGAAGGUCUUGUGAAGGAGGGGAUCUCGUCUUUCCUUUUCGCGUUGAGUUCUACUUAUAGCUUUUUUUUUUCCCUUAAUUUUUGUGGGAUGGAUAGAUACUAUACAAAAAACCCAACUUGAAAAUCAUAAUUGAAAAGAGAGGAUCAAAACAAGGAGUAGAGAAGAUAAAAUCUGUUUUUUGGUUUGAGUUUGUGAAAAGUUUUUGUUUGUGAUUCAUUUCAAUUUGUCUGUUCUUUAAUUUUGUGGCCGGAGCAGUUUUCCGGUGGAGAAGUUGGACAUCCGAGUUAUCCCACGUUUGUAUGAGAGAAAAAGGAAAAGGGGGGGAGAAAAAGAAUUGAAAUUGGCUUGAAUUGUAGAAGAUGAGAGCGGGUUUGAGUACGAUCCAGCAGACACUGACGGCGGAGGCGGCGACCGUUUUGAACCAGUCGAUUGCGGAGGCUAGUCGGAGGAACCAUGGGCAGACGACGCCGCUGCACGUGGCGGCUACUCUCCUUGGUUCCCCAUCUGGGUUCUUCCGCCAGGCGUGCAUCAAGUCUCACCCGAAUUCUUCGCAUCCUCUGCAGUGUCGCGCUUUGGAGCUCUGCUUCAGUGUGGCGUUGGAGCAGAUAUCCACCGCCCAGAACGCUAAUCCCGGUGUCGACCCACCAAUUUCGAAUGCGCUAAUGGCCGCGCUCAAGCGGGCACAGGCACACCAGCGACGGGGAUGCCCGGAGCAGCAGCAGCAGCCGCUUUUGGCAGUUAAAGUGGAGCUCGAACAGCUUAUUAUAUCGAUUCUUGAUGACCCAAAUGUCAGUAAAGUGAUGCGCGAAGCGAGUUUUUCGAGUACUGCCGUCAAAGCGACAAUCGAACAGUCUCUGAAUUCAUCAACCUCCACUUCGGCGAGCUCGAGUCCAAUCGGGUUGGGGUUCAGGCCGGUGGCUGCAGCCGUGCCUUCUCAAAACCGGAAUUCGUAUCUGAAUCCCAGGUUGCAGCAAGGGACUGCAACGCAAUCAGGGCAGCAGAGGAGCGAUGAAGUGAAGAGGGUCACGGAUAUUUUGUUGAGGACUAGGAAGAGGAAUCCGGUAUUGGUGGGCGAGUCAGAGCCGGAGCUGGUGGUGAAGGAGAUUCUGAGGAAGAUUGAGAGCAAGGAGAUAGGAGAUGGGGUGCUGAGAAACGUGGAAGUUCUUCGCUUGGAGAAGGAUUUUGCGUUGGACAAAUCACAAAUGGUGUCGAAAAUAAAAGACCUGGGUGACCUGAUCGAGGCACGGGUGAGGAAUUCAGAUUGUGGAGGGGUGAUUCUUGAUUUGGGGGACUUGAAAUGGCUAGUGGAGCAGCAGCAAGUGGGGUUCGGAGUUGGGUCCGGCGCAGGCGGAGGGGUGCAGCAGCUCGUGGUUCCAGAGGCAGCACGGCCAGCUGUCGCAGAGAUGGGAAGACUGUUGGUGAGAUUCCGAGAGGGUAGCAGCGUCACCAGUGGUGGUGGGAGGGUGUGGUUGAUCGGAACUGCUACUUGUGAGACUUACGUGAGAUGCCAAGUUUAUCAUUCUUCAAUGGAGAAUGAUUGGGAUCUGCAGGCUGUGCCUAUUGCUGCCAGAACACCUUUACCACGAAUAUUUCCAAGGCUUGUAACCAGUGGGCUUCUGAGCAACUCGAUUGAGUCCUUAUCCCCAUUGAAGGGCUUUGCAACUGCUCAACCAAGACGUCCCUCUGAGAACAUGGAUCCUACUCAGAAGAUAAGCUGUUGCCCACAAUGCACACAAAAUUACGAUCAAGAGCUAGCAAAGCUAACAGCAGCAAAGGAGUCUGAGAAGUCCUCUUCAGAAGCAACUCAACCAACCCUGCCACAGUGGUUGCAGACUGCUAAGGCCCAGGGAAGUGAUGGAAAAACAUUGUCUCAGGCACAGGAUCAAGAGAUGAUCUGGAAGCAGAAGACUCAAGAGUUACAGAGGAAAUGGAAUAACACAUGCAUGCAUCUCCAUCCUAAUUUUCAUCAAUCCAGUCUAGGCUCUGAGAGAUUCGCUUCUCCAGCUGUCUCAAUGAUGAGCUUGUACAAUUCGAACCUGGUUGGGGGUCAGCCUUUCCAACCCAAAUUCCAACUGAACACAGUGCAGUUGAACACCAAUCUUGUAGCCAGUCAGUCACUCAAAAGGGCAAGUACACCUCCAGGAAGUCCUGUGAGAACUGAUCUGGUUCUUGGGCAAUUGAAGGUCAGUGAGAUUACAUCUGAUAGAACCCCUAAGGAGAGCACGAGGGACUUCUUAGGCUGCAUAUCUUCUGAACCUCAGAAGAAGUUCAAUGACUUGGCAAGUGAUAAGUUGUUAGAUCCCGACUCUUACAAGAAGCUCCUUAAUGGCCUACUGGAAAGGGUGUGGUGGCAGCAGGAUGCAGCGUCUUCUGUGGCUACAGUGGUGACGAGGUGCAAGUUAGGCAAUGGAAAAAGGCAGGGUGCUGGAUCAAGGGGUGACAUUUGGUUGUUGUUUAUGGGCCCAGACAGAGUUGGCAAGAGAAAGAUGGCAUUGGUUCUAUCGGAGCAUUUAUGCAGGGCCAGUCCAGUUACAAUCUGUCUCGGUUCAAGACGUGAUGAUAUGGAAUCUGAUGUGAGCUUCCGUGGUAAAACAGUGCUGGAUAGAAUAGCAGAGGCAGUAAAGGGGAAUCCUUUCUCGGUAAUAAUGCUUGAAGACACUGAUGAAGCAGAUACAAUAGUUCAAGGUAGCAUAAAACGAGCAAUAGAGAGAGGACGACUUGUUGAUUCACAUCAUCGUGAGAUCAAUCUAGGAAAUGUUACCUUCAUUCUUACUACAAGUUGGCUUCCAGAUAAUUUGAAAUUCUCAUCAAAUGGUAUUUCUCUUGAUGAAGAGAAGCUUGCCAGUAUAGCAAGUGGCUGUUGGCGGUUAAAGCUAUCCCUAUGUGAGAAAAGUGCAAAGCGCCGGGCCAGUUGGCUACAGGUUGAAGACAGGACAACAAAAUCAAGAAAGGAAACUAGUUCAGGACUCUCAUUCGAUCUGAAUGAGGCUGUUGAUGUUGAGGAAGAUAAAGCAGAUGGCUCCCACAAUUCCAGCGACCUAACAGUUGAUCAUGAAGAAGAACACCGACUCACCAACAGGCUAUUAUCUAACUCAACAUCAUCAAUAUCCAGUGAUCUGCUCAAUUCUCUAGACGAGGCCAUUGUCUUUAAGCCUGUUGAUUUUGGUCCAAUUAGACGUGACAUAGUGAGCUCCAUAACAAAAAAAUUCUUCAGCAUUGUUGGAGACAGGCUACCAAUUGAAAUCCCGGAUGAUGCUCUAGAAAAGAUCACAAGUGGGGUAUGGAUAGGCAGGACGGGAUUGGAAGAAUGGACAGAGAAAGUACUAGUUCCCAGCUUGCAUCAACUCAAAUCACGAGUACCCACAACAUCAGAUGAGUCACUGGUUGUUAGGCUUGAACUUGAUGAUGAAUCUGAAAAUCCAAGCCAUGGCAAUUGGCUUCCUAGUAGCAUCAAGGUGGCCAUUGAUAAACUUUAAAGGUUAGUGAAGGGGGAGAUACCUGGUAUUUUCUUGUGUUGGAUAGAGAGAUGUAAAUAUGGUCAACUGUUUUUGGCGGGGUGGGAAUGACAGUUUGAGAGGUAAAAACGGUUAGAAGAGGAGAUGUUGAUAGAUUUAAAGGUAUUUUCUAUUUAGUAGCCAUAGAAUGUCUCCCUCUCUCCUAUUAAACCUAGUACUAGUAUUAUUAUUUGAAUUCUUCAGGCCUUUCCAUGUUAUUAAAAAGAAAUUAUAGUAAGAUUUUUGUCAUAGAUAUAUUUAUUAAUAUAUCAUUACAUGGUAUGAUCACUAAUAAAAGAUAGAGGCAUUC
Molecule: messenger RNA, 4021 nt
Organism: Rubroshorea leprosula
Lineage: Eukaryota; Viridiplantae; Streptophyta; Magnoliopsida; Malvales; Dipterocarpaceae
Source: the annotation of a GenBank genome assembly